Scleropages formosus (Asian bonytongue) is the source of this 2147-nucleotide messenger RNA. Its product is annotated as partitioning defective 6 homolog alpha-like. The transcript is spliced from 3 exons. Gene Ontology annotation, cellular component: apical plasma membrane; nucleus; cell cortex. NCBI's taxonomy places the organism in Eukaryota, Metazoa, Chordata, Actinopteri, Osteoglossiformes, Osteoglossidae. Gene Ontology annotation, biological process: establishment or maintenance of cell polarity; centrosome cycle; regulation of cellular localization. Gene Ontology annotation, molecular function: protein binding. The record is from RefSeq and is a predicted model, not a curated record. Bases 212 to 1276 code for a protein of 354 amino acids.
UCUUUUCGAAGUAAGGGGGGCGCGCCCGCCUGGGCGCCCGCCCGCCCCUCGGGGGAAGAGGGUGUUAUCAGAGGAUUCCGUUUCCCAAACUGGGACAGUUCGGCGCUGAUGCUCGCGAGCGCGAGAGGGGCACACAUUCACCACCUGGGGGCUCCCGUUCGUGCCAGGUGCGCGUGUACCCCACCAGAGCGAAUACGGACCUCCGGUCGACAUGUCGCGACAGCAAAGGAGCUCGAGGGACCGCGUGGCGAUCAAGAGCAAAUUUGAUGCAGAGUACCGACGCUUCAGCCUCCUGCUGUCCAGCACCGGCUGCUUCCAAGACUUCUACCAGCUGCUACGCUCCAUCCACAGGAUUCCAGGUUUAGAGGUCUUCCUUGAAUAUGUGGAUGCCCACGGGGACUUGCUGCCCAUCAACAAUGAUGAGAACUUCCACAAAGCUCUGUCUGCGGCCAGGCCUCUGCUCAGAGUCAUCCUGCAAAGGAAAGAUGUCAUGGACUCUGUCUUCAGCAUCGACCUCCCGCAAAGGAAGAAGAAGGGUCAGCGGCAGAUGACAGCGAAGCCCCACCCCCCUAUGCUCAUUGGCCCUCCCAAGGACUUCCGGCCAGUGUCAUCUAUUAUUGAUGUGGACAUCCUGCCCGUGACUCUCCGGCGCGUGCGGCUGCACAAACACGGCUCUGGCCGCCCACUGGGGUUCUACAUCCGUGACGGGCUGAGCGUACGUGUCACGCCACAGGGUGUUGAGAAGGUGCCGGGAAUCUUCAUCUCACGCGUGGUGCGUGGUGGCCUGGCUGAGAGCACGGGGCUGCUAGGCCUCAAUGACGAGAUCCUGGAGGUGAAUGACAUCGAUGUGGCUGGCAAGUCACUGGACCAGGUCACUGACAUGAUGGUGGCUAACAGCCGUAACCUAGUGAUCACCGUGAAGCCAGCCAACCAGCGCAACAAUGUGGUGCGUGGCAGCAAGGCCUCAGCAGACAGUGUCGACUCCCGUGCCUGUCAUGACUCUGCCGCUAACCCUGCCUCUCUGCACCAGGGCAAUAGCAAUGCUGCAGAAGGUGAGAGCGAUGAAGAGGAUAGCGACAUCAUCAUAGAGAAUAACACUCUAUUGCCUCGCCUGCCUCUGCAGCCUUUUGUCAAUGGCAGCGCUCUCCUCAGGGAGACGUCACCGCCCUUGUCAUUGGGACUGCAGCCUCUCCCCCGAAGCACAACUCCUCAUAACAGCCCCACCUACAGGCCUGGAAAAGGCAUGCAAGAGGAUGGCAACAUCAUCACGCUAUAAAGAGGACACACCCCUCCCACCCAACUCAUUUACUCCACCCACAACCAUCCUUUCACUGGGAAAAAGGGGGCAUUGGAGUCGCAGAAACUGAAAAUCUCAGCAAACCCGUGGUUGUUUCUGUCAGACAGUGUGAGUGCUGUGUGCCAGACCAUUUACAUGUGAAGAGUCGUACAAAAAAUACGUGAACACCUGAUCAAAACAAGCUAAUAACUCCUUUUCAAACAGACAAUACACCUCACUGAGAAUCCCAUUGGCUGAAUUUACCGCUUUUCUCAUAUGUUCCCCUACCUGUCAUUCGUCACUCAUUUAAAGCAUUUAGCUCCGUCAGCUGGUAACUAUACACCACUUUUCACUAAUGUACAUAACUGUACACCCCUUUAAACCCCAUACCCUUUUACACCACCGUGCAUCGCUUUGUUUUAAUCUUUGUAAGAAAGGAAAGAAGUGGGUGUGGCUCAACUUGAAAGGCUCUGUUGCCAAAGUUACUUGAGUCUCAAAAAAAGAAAGUGAAGAAUUAGGCCUGCACGCACUCCGGGUUACUGUGGCUAUGUCUCCUACAAGCCCCCCCAAGACAUUUCUCUGAUGAUGUUACUGCAUGGGAGGGGCUGAUGUUCAGCUGAAGGGACUUCUCUGGCUAAGUGCCAAGGUGGCUGAGUAUCCAUCACAACAUAAACCCAAAAUGAGAAAAAAACUGAGCAUAGCUAAUUUUAUUUUCGCUACUCACAUUGUAUAAUAUCAUAAAUAUAACUUGUGGAGUCUGUUUUAUACCAGAGAAUGUUUAAAUGUUGAAAUUACGGACAGUAUUUUUUGUACUCUUCCACUCUUAUAACAGUCAGAAAAAAUUUUCUACGAAGAGGAUGCUAACUGAAAC